Acanthoscelides obtectus is the source of this 1616-nucleotide messenger RNA. Lineage: Eukaryota; Metazoa; Arthropoda; Insecta; Coleoptera; Chrysomelidae. The record is from the annotation of a GenBank genome assembly.
GCGGGUUGUUACGUACUGUAUAGCGAAUAUUAUUAUUGGCAUUAUUUCCUACGUACUGAUACGAGAACUAUGCUCUAUUCUAUACAGACCAGAAAAUGCAAGAGACAUCAGAGAUUCUAAAUUUCUAUCAUUCAAAAAAUGUAUUCGUCACCGGCGGAACGGGAUUUUUGGGUAAGGUUCUUAUAGAAAAGCUACUGAGAUCCACUGAAGUGUCCAAUAUUUAUCUACUUAUUCGACCGAAAAAGGAAAAGGACGUCUACAGAAGACUAGAAGAACUUUUUGAGUGUGAGAUAUUCGACAGGAUAAAGAAAGAACAACCAAAAUUCGAACACAGAAUCAAAGUUAUACCUGGCGAUUGCUCACAUUCCGGACUCGGGCUAAGCAUAACCGAUAGACAAAUCAUAACGUCUGAUGUUAAUGUUAUAUUUCACGUGGCAGCUACGGUGAAAUUUGAUGAAAACUUAAAGAGAGCGUUCAACACAAACGUAAAUGGUGCUAAAAACGUAUUGGAGAUCGCAAAGCAUAUGAAAAGACUGAAGGCUUUAAUUCAUGUCUCCACUUUGUACUCAAAUUGCUACUUAGAAGAAAUAGAUGAAGUCUUUUACAAAUGUCCUCAUUCAUACGAUCAUGUGGGUGCUACAUUAGAAAAAAUGAACGAAUUUGAAGCUGGCGAGCUGACACCAAGGAUUAUUGGAAGGUGGCCAAAUACCUACACUUUCACAAAAGCAUUGGCGGAGAAUGUCAUAAAAGACUCAGCUGGGACACUUCCUGUUGGAAUUUUCAGACCAGCAGUAGUCGUAUCCACAUACAAUGAGCCAAUACCAGGAUGGACAGACCACAUGAAUGGACCAGCUGGUGUAGCAGCAGCAGCCGUCUCAGGUGUUAUGAGGGUGAUAAUGUGCGGAUCGAAGGACGUGGCAGAUCUGGUCCCUGUGGACACUUGCGUUGCAGGUCUUGUUGCUACUGCCUGGGAUGUCGCUCAGAAUCAUAAAAAGGCCGACCAAACGAUUCCUAUCUACAACUACGUAUCUUCGACAGAGAACCCAAUCAUGUGGAGAGAAUUCUCAGAGUACAUUUUGGUGUAUGGUCAAGACUUCCCAGUACGUAAUGCUUUAUGGUCGGCAUUCAUGAUAAUGACCAAGAACCCCAUUGUGUACUUCCUGCUAAAGUCGGUACUUCAUGUUGUACCUGGAUUGCUUGUAGAUGGUGGAAGAAUAAUUUUCGGGAAAAAGCCAAAGAUGAUGAAGAUCUAUAAGAAAGUCCAUAGACUCUCGGAUACAAUCUCAUUCUUCUUGACACACACAUGGAAAGUGUCAAACGAUAAUACGGCAAACCUUUGGUGCAAAUUGAACCAACGUGACAAAGAUUUGUUUCCUAUGAGCGUGAGAACGGUACACUGGUUGACAUUCUUUAGGAACUAUAUCAAAGGAGUCAGAAAAUAUCUACUGAAAGAUCCUGAUAGUACACUGCAAAAGGCACGGAAGAGGAAUAGUUUUUUGAACCUGAUGAACGCCGUCUCAAAACUACUCUUGAUGUUCUUCCUGGGAAAUGCCGUAUCUUGGAUUUUCUUUAUAUUAUAUCGUAAACUAUUUUAGAUUACACUAUGUAUGACUCAA